AUGAUUCUAGAUCGUGUUAGAGCCGAUAUGGUACAGAAUAGUCCCAGCCCAUUUGAAGUUGGUCGCGCUUUCGUUCAUCAAUAUUAUACUUUACUCCAUCAGGCUCCGAAUUUAUUACAUCGAUUUUAUUCUACAGAUAGUACAUUUAUUCACGGUGGGGUUGAUCGACCGGGAAAUGUUGAACAACCAGCUGUGGGUCCUCAAGAUAUUUCACGAAGAAUUACAGAUUUGAAUUUAAGAGAUUGUCAUGCCAAAAUUAGACAGGUUGAUUCACAUCCAACAAUUGGCGAUGGGGUCGUUGUUCAGGUCACAGGUGAAUUAUCGAAUGGUGGUGAGCCAAUGCGUCGUUUUAUGCAAACAUUUGUAUUAGCUCCACGUUCACCAAAAAAAUAUUAUGUUCAAAAUGAUAUAUUUCGUUAUCAAGAUGAAGUUUUUGAUGACCAGUCUGACGACGACAGAGAAUCAACAAAUUUUGGUGAAAAUUCUAUAACAGACAAAGUAUCAAUAGCUGGUUCCACUCAUAUGCAAGCAUCUACAUCACAACAACAAACUCAACAAUCAUCACAACAAGAUCAGCAACCACCAACAUCAUCGUCAACGGGAGUUCAUCAAGUUCUGUCACCUCGAACACAGCAAUCAUCAACAUCCUCUUAUCCUGGCACUGCACAAACGGCAGCCACAGAGUCCUUACCUCCUAGAGAAACUACACAGCAUCAGGUUGAAAAUGUCAGCAAUACUACCGGUGAUUCAAAUGUUGCUAAUGGUUUAACUAUCGACGAAGAAGGCUCGUAUGAUGCCGCUGAUCAUCAGUCGACAUUAGAUAACCACAGUCAAGAUCAACAAUCAGGAGUUCAAGAUCAACAACAGCAUAUUCCAGACACACUGCCAACAGCUAGUCAACAACCACAAAAACAAACCACUACACCAGAAUCACACACAUCUUACGCUGGCGUUGUAACAAAAUCGAAUCCUCCUUUGUCUUCAACUACAACAAGCGCUCCACUCGCACGUACACAACCAACUAAUGUUCCACCUUCAUCCUCUACUGGUGUUCGUCCUCCCGCACAAUCCAAUCAACAACAAUUGUCGCAACAACCAACAUCAAGAGGUCAACAGAAUUCAGGUAAUGGUAGCGGCGGUUUUACUCGUCCAUCAACCACUAUUCCCCCAUCAAAUCAACAACAAGCACGUCGUGGAAAUGACUACGGUGGUGGACGAAAUUUUUAUCCUCCUCGUCAAGGACAACAAAUCGGCCGAUGGUCAGGUGAUGGCCAAGAUGAUAGUCCAGAUAGACGAGGUAGUGGAGGAGGAAAUAGACGAACAUUAACACCAAACGAAAAUCAAGUUUUUGUCGGAUCAUUACCACCCGAUUUUACAGCUGACAUUCUACGAGAUUUUUUUAGUGGUUAUGGACCAGUUGUGGAUGUUAGAAUAUUUUCACCACAAAAUGCUGAAAAAAAGAAUUUUGGCUUUGUUGUAUUUGAAGAUUCAAAACCGGCUCAAAAAGUUUUAGAACAACAGCAUGUCACGUGUAAAGGUUACCGUUUGAAUGUUGAAGAAAAAACUCAAAAAAAAACCGCAAAUCAGUAUGGAGGUACGCGUAUUGGACGUAAUCGACCAUCGUUUCGUGGAUCGGCCACGGGUACCGGUACUUUAGGACGAAAUAAUAAUGCAAAUUCUAAUUCGAUAAGACCGGGUAGUGGAAAUUUGAAAAAUGGAUCAGGAGGGACUAGUUCAGAGGGACAACAAAAUGAUGAAAAUUUAUCAGACAAUUAUAACGAACAACAAUAUCAAAAAUAA
This is a messenger RNA of Didymodactylos carnosus, 1800 nucleotides long. Lineage: Eukaryota; Metazoa; Rotifera; Eurotatoria; Philodinida; Philodinidae. The record is from the annotation of a GenBank genome assembly.